AUACAGAAUGAAGUAUCGACAGUUAACCUAUACAAGAAAAAUAAUCUAGAGUUCCUGGGUUCGUAAAUAUAAAUCCUCAAAAUGCGUAUUGAAACUUGUUACUUUUGUUCUUCCAAAAUAUACCCUGGUCACGGAAUUCAAUUCGUCAGAAAUGAUUCAAAAGUUUUCAAAUUCUGCCGAUCAAAAUGUCAUGCAGCCUUCAAAAAGAAAAAGAAUCCACGUAAAAUAAGGUGGACUAAAGCUUACAGAAAGACUGUAGGAAAAGAAUUAGCAGUAGAUCCAUCCUUCGAGUUUGAAAAGCAGAGAAAUGUUCCACUAAAAUACAGUCGAGAAAAUAUGCAUAAAAUAUUGGAUGCUAUGAAGGAAAUUGUCAAUAUCAAAGAAAAGAGAGAAGCUUUACAUAUUAUGCAAAGGCUUCGUGCUGCAAAGGAAAUUGAGCACACUAGAGAUGUUCGAGAGGUCCAAAGCAAUAUGGCACUCAUUAAAUCUCCAGCUGCUGGCCUACGACAAAGACAAGUAGAAGAACAAGCACAAGAACAAACAGAAGCGGUAGGAGAAAAAGAGAGUGAAGAUAGAAUGGAAGUUGAAUAUUGUGGGGAAGUAACCUUGUAAAUAGAAUUAUUGUAUUAUUCAUCUUUAAUAUAUUGUUUUGGAACAAUCUU
This is a messenger RNA of Harmonia axyridis, 662 nucleotides long. RefSeq names its product probable ribosome biogenesis protein RLP24 (gene RpL24-like). The record is from RefSeq and is a predicted model, not a curated record. The transcript has 2 exons. Gene Ontology annotation, biological process: ribosomal large subunit biogenesis. Bases 82 to 612 code for a protein of 176 amino acids. Gene Ontology annotation, cellular component: nucleolus. Lineage: Eukaryota; Metazoa; Arthropoda; Insecta; Coleoptera; Coccinellidae.